AUGUCAGGCGGGGGUCGGGGGGGUAGUGACUCCGCCAACGCGUGGAGUUUCGUGAAGGAGCAGGAGCUUACGACGGACACGGAGCAGGAGCUGAAGGCGCUGCAAGCAGGCCCGGACCCCAGCCUCGCGUCCUUGCAUGUGUCCAAGUCCUUUCCGCCGGAGGUGGGCAAAGCAGCAGCGGCGAGCGCGGCAGGCGCGGUGGGGGGGAGGGGGAACCUGGGGAACCUGCAGCCGCUGCCAGUCGCGCCCCCUACCGUGCCAUCUGGCGCGUCUUCUCCGCGCAGCGGCCCCUCCACGCCGCCUGAACCAUCAGCCAUGGGAGCUGCAGGAAGAGGAGGAUUAGGAGGAUUAGGAGGAUUAGGAGGAGCAGGAGGAUUAGGAGGAGCAGGAGGAGCAGGGCUGUACGGUUCUUCCCCUUCGAAACAGCCGUUGGAGCACAGGUCUCCCCAUCCGCACACCGUGUCGCCAGACAGACGGGGUCAAGCCUCCAACCCCCUGCCCCUCCCUCCCGCCAGACAAGUAGGCGCGCUGGGCUCAGGACCAAUGGCCGUGAGAAUGGAAGCACCGGCGCCAGGUGUAGGCCCAGGUGUAGGGUCAGGUGUAGGGUCAGGUGUAGCAGCAGCACCAGGGCCUGUCCGCGCGCUCUUCCCCGUGCAUUCCUCCCCUUCCCGGGACCUCGAAGCCGUUUCUGUGAACCAUCCGCCGUCUCACGAGGCUCCGCCGUCAAUCCUCGUAGGUCGAGGAGCAGCAGGGGGCGUGGGCGGUGCUGCUGCUGGUGCUGGUGGCACCGGUGGUGCUGGCGGGUUUGGUCGUGCUGAUGGUGGGUUUGGUGGUGGUGAUGGCGGUGGGUUUGGCGGUGGUGGGGGAAGUGGGGAUGUUAGUCCUCUCGCGCGAGGGAGGUCCGUGUCUACAUCUGGAGCGCCCGGUGGCGGAUCUCAGGGGCACAGCCCGCGGACUCCCGCGCCCUCUCCUAUGGAUGGAGCUGUAGCAGCUGUAGCAGCUGUAGCACCUGUUGCGUCCGCUUCAGCUGGCACUUCGCCGUCUGGCCGCCACAGAAUGUCCCCGCCAGCAGGAGUGCCCUUUGGUGCUCCGCCUGUUGCCGGGAACCCUGCUGCGUUGAAUCGGCAAGGAAGUGGAGGGGUGGGUGGGGGAUUCGGAGGAGGGAUGGGCGGGAAUAUGGGCAGAGGAAUGGGAGGAAGCAUGGGCGGAGGAAUGGGAGGGAACAUGGGCGGAGGUAUGGGGGGAGGAAUGGUCGGAGGAAUGGGGGGCAACAUGGGCGGUGGUAUUGGGGGAGGAAUGGGCGGAGGAAUGGGGGGAGGGAUGGGGGGAGGACUGGGCGGAGGAAUAGGGGCAGGAAUGGGGGGAGGAAUGGGCGGAGGGAUGGGCGGGGGCGGAAUGGGGGGAGGGCUGAUAGCAGGAGGAAUGACGCCACCAGGGGGCAUGAUGACGCCACCAGUAGGAGGUAUGGCAACCCCACCCGCUAGCAGCUCCAAGCUCUCAACUCAAUCUGCAUCCCCCUUCCGAAUCAAACCUCUCGUGCCCAAGCUCGAGCCCCUCCCAAUUCCCACCACCAAAUCCCCCGUUGCCUCCCCCAGAGCCGCCACAGACAGGCCGCCGCUGCCCUUUGAACCUUCUCAGAACCCACAGAAUCCGAUGUUUCCCAAGUCGGCAAGCCAAACGUCCACCCCCGGCCAAGUGUCGAGAGUCGGCUCGAUGAAUGAUGGGCACGGGAGGGAUGUUGUCGGGCUGCCCGGAGGAGCAGGGUUCGGGCAGCAUUUCGGGCAGCCGCAGCCAGGGCAGCAAAUAGGUCAACAGUUUGGGCAGUCAGGGCAGCAAUCAGGGCAGCAGUUGGUUCAGCAAUCAGGUCAGCCGUUUGGGCAGCAGUCAGGGCAGCAGUCAGGGCAGCAGUUAGGGCAGCCGUUGGGGCAGCAGGUGCAGCAGCAGCUGGGGAGAGAAGGCAUGCUUCCCUGGCAGCAAUUUCCCAAAUCAUCCAGUCAAAGCCAGGCGUCCACCCCUGGAAACCUCUCCAGGGGAGGUUCCACUAACGAGGGCUCCAUGCUCGUGCCUCCAGGUGGCUCUCCUAUAGUCACAGCAGCAGGCGCUGGAGCAGAAGGUGCUGGGGAUGAGGAGGGGGACGGGUGGGUGCCUCAGAGGGGAAGGUGGAAGAAGGGCAGCAGGAUAGGGUCGGGAGGAUUCGGGUCCGUGUACAAAGGAAGCGACAUCGAUACAUCACGUGUGUUUGCGGUCAAGGAGGUCAAUAUCUCGGACCACAACUCUAUCUCUCAGCUCGUGCAGGAGAUCGAUACUUUGAAGAAAAUGCGUCACAAGCGCAUCGUCCGAUACCUGGGCUCGGAAACUGACGACAAGUGCAUGUAUCUCUUUCUCGAGUACAUGGACACAUCGCUCUCCAAGUACCUGGAGGACUUUGGCCCCUUGGAGGAGCAUCAGAUCGCCAAGUACACUCGCCAGCUGCUGGAGGGGCUGGCUUACCUGCAUGACAACAACAUCGUUCAUCGAGACGUGAAGGGGAAGAACAUUCUGCUGGAUACCAAGGGAAACGCCAAGCUCGCUGACUUUGGUGUAGCGAAAUAUGUGGAGACGCCAUCAGACAUGUCGGGCAUGCGCGGCACUGUGUGGUGGAUGGCGCCUGAGGUGAUCAACAAGCGGCCGGACGGGUACAACUGGCCGGUGGACAUCUGGAGUCUCGGUUGUACUGUCAUUGAGAUGGCCAUGCGGGUUGUCGAUAAGCGUCUGCGCAUCCCUUGGCUUGACAUCGAAGGCAAGCCGCCCUGGGGGGCGUCGCCCACUGACGGGGGGGCAGGACGGCCCGCAAACCCGAAACCCCUAUUGAUGGGGGGCGUGUCGCCUCUCCCUCGCCUCUCCCUCGCCUCUCCCUCGCCUCUCCCUCGCCUCUCCCUCGCCUCUCCCUCGCCUCUCCCUCGCCUCUCCCUCGCCUUGUCCUCGCCUCCCUCCCCGGCCCUCCCCUACCUUAGAAUAGGCGGCACAACAACCCCACCGCCCAUCCCCAGCCACCUCUCAGACUGCGCCAAGGACUUCCUCCGCCACUGCCUCGCUGUCAACCCCUCCCACCGCCUGCGAGCCCACAAGCUCAUGCAGCAUGUGUUUGUCGCAGGGCCAGUGCCCGUGGGGAUGGGGUUGAGCAGUGGAGGCAUGGGCAGUGGAGGCAUGAGUAGUGGAGGCAUGAGUUCGGGUCAUUUGGACGCUCCUCGCUCCCCCAGUGCCAGCGGUGUCGGCGGUGGUAGGAGGGAUCCAGAACCUUUGUUUGGUGGCAGUGGCAUUGGCGGUGUUGGUGUUGGUAGGGGGGACCCGGAGCCUCUGUUUGCAGCAGGUCCUGCAACUUCUGCUGCUGGUGGCAGUGUGGGUGGUUUGGCUGGUAAUGGUGGUCCGGAGCCGUUGUUCCGAGGCUCGGGUGGCGGUUCGGGUCCCGAGCCUCUCUUCUCCGCCAGCAGCACUGCAGCUUCCAGCGCUAGUGGUAGAAGCCAUUCAGGUUCGGGCCCCGAGCCUCUUUUCCCGAGCCAGGACAACCGGACCUCACCUCCUCCUCAUCACCAGUACCAGCAGCAGCAGCAGAUGCCUCUCGACCGCACACGCAGUCCCACAUCUAAUGAGUUACAACCCGUUGGAGGCACAGGCAGCAGCAGCAACAACAGUAUUAAUUACCCAGGCAAAUCCCCGCCUAGAAGCAAGCCUAAAUCCCUCUCCGGCCCUCUCACGCCGCCCCGCCGCCGCCCGGACAGAGAGUCAGGACGCACAUACAGCCAUGGAAUGCCGGCCCUUCCAGACCAAGCAGCUUACCUGGAGGAGAGUGAAGGGGCGGGGGAUCGGCCAUAUAGCGGUGGUGGGAGAUCGUUGGGGGGAGAGCAAGAUGGGUAUCCAUCUGGCAGUGGCAGCAGCAGCAGUAGCGGUGGUGGGUUUGGUGCUGGUGGUGGGGGUGGUGGUGGUGCUGGUGGUGGUGGUGGGGGUGGAGGGAUGUAUGGGGCCCCUCAUGGCCUUUCUCCUCCUCCUCCACCUCCUCAGAUGGUCGCUAGGGGGAGUAGUGCAGAUGGGUAUGGCAGUGGUGGAGAUGGAGACGUUUCCCCACACCGAGCUUCCUCCCUCUCCAUCCCCCCACACGACCGCCCCCACAACUUCCCCUUGCAAGGCCCCCACACGGCUCCCUUGCACCAGUCACCCAGCCAGUACCCCUACUCUUCCCAGCAAAACCCAUACCACCACCCCCAACCGCAGCAGAACCCCUCUUACCCCCAGCGGCCUUACGACCACUACCCCCCGCCGCCGCCUAACCAAUACUCCCAGCAGAUGUGGCAGGGUGGGGGGGGGGGAGGAGGGGGAGGAGGGGGGCGGAUGGGGGGUGGGUGGGAACAGGGGGCAGAGGGAAUGGGUGGGUAUGGUUCUUCAACUCAAGUCUCUGGUGCUGGUGGUGGGGGUUAUUCUGGUAAUAUACGGGGGGACAUGAGAGGAGGUAUGGGCCCAGGCAUGGUAGCAGGUUCGGGAUCAGAUAUGGCGGGAAUCCGUGCCGCGUUCCUCCCGCUGCUGCUUCUCGCCGGCCUUACCGCGUGCGCGGGAUUCUCCGCCAGGCCGUUCUUUCCCGGCGUAUCUGUUGAAACUCCCCAAAAGGGAUUCUCCGCCAGAACGUUAUUUCCUGGCGUCCUUCGCCUGCCGUUGGCUGACGUGGCAGAGCCUCAGCAACUGCUGCUGCAGCAGCAGCAACAGCAAGACGCCGACGCGGAAAAUGACGGCACCGGCAGCCGCAGCAGCAGCAGGAUUGGACUGAGAGGAAGCGGCUCCUUUCUUGCGAGAGACGCGGUUGAUACUUCGCAGAGGCAGGAGCCGCAGCUGCCGAAUCAGAAGGAGAAGAAGCUGAAGCUGAAGCAGCCUCCCCCGUCGCAGGGAGUGGCGUACCGUGCAGUGCCUGAUCCCGACCUCGCAAGCCCCCCGUUUGAGUCACCCUACACGGCCCCUGACAUUCCCUUGGACUAUCACCAGCAGAACGGCACCAACUACCCCGAGCAGGUGCUUCUCGCCCCAGCUUCUCCCGAUGGCCUUUUCAUGUUUGUACGGUUUGUCAUCCCCAACAUCAUGCCGUUAAGCGCAUGUGAGAGGAGGCACAAACUUCCGAUUGACCUGCUCACGGAACUAGGGGAAGAGGCAGGGCGUGUCAUCAAGUCUAGUGAGGGGAAAGCAGGUGUGGGGGAGGAGGAAGAGGACGAGAAGGACGCGAAGGAGGGGGAGGGAGGAGAAGAAGAAGGGGAGGAGGGGGAAGAGAGGGAGGUGGAGGGGGGUUUUGUGGAAGGCGGGAUGGGUGCGAGCAAGUGCAGGCGCAAGCGCUCUGUGCUUUAUGGCACGGACCCCAACGCCCUCAACCAGUCAGCAAGGUGCAGCAAGAUCCAUGUGCUAAUUAAAAUUGGAAAGGCAAACUUUGUUCAUCUGCGCAAGCGCUCCCUGCACUAUGGCACGGACCCAAACGCCCUCAACCAAUCAGCCAGUGGUCAUUCCUUCCGCUAUGCAUUCGCAGAGGGCACAGACGGAGCAUACGUGUCGGGAGAUACAUUCUUCAUCCCCAUCGGCCCACUCGUCCCCGCAACGCGCUACUUCUAUCGAAUCGAGGGCUCCCCAACCACCCACUCCUUCACCUCGCUUCCUUCUCCUGGCUCUGCUUCCGCCUACCCGUUCAAAGUCGCACUUGUGGGCGAUGUGGGUCAGACGCUCAACAGCAGCACCACAUUCGACAACGUGAAAGCCGGCAGCCCCAGCCUGGUGCUGUUUGCAGGGGAUCUUAGCUACGCUGACCAGUACGGCCCACCGCACUGCACACCUAUGGACUCUGCUCAAUCUCUCCUGACUGCUGAUUCUCCUGAGGCUGGCGGAAAGAGCGAGAGCGAGAGGGAAAGGACGAGCAAGAUAUGUGGGCUGGGAGGGGUGCGCUGGGACUCCUAUGGCCGCUUGUCCGAGAAAGUAUUUGCUCAUAUCCCUGUGGCGCACGUCCCAGGGAACCAUGAGAUCGAGCUCGUGCCGAGGUGGGGCGAGCUGCGGCCGUUCAAAGUGUAUUCUGCACGGAUCCCCCCUCUGCUGCACCACCACCACCCGCUGCUGGCGAGCCUGCUGUCCAAGGCUGGACUUACUCCCAACCACCAUCACCAUCAUCAUCACCACCAUGCGUACCCGGCCAAGGCACCGCUCUUCUACUCCAUGGACAUCGGCCCCGUGCAUGUGAUCGCCAUCAACUCCUACUCGCCUUUCGUUAUCUACACGCACCAGUGGUACUGGCUGCGGGACGACCUGUGCCGCAUCGACCGCGAGAAAACCCCGUGGGUGGUGGCGUUCAUGCACGUGCCUCUCUACAACAGCAACGAUGGGCACUACUUGGAGGGCGAGCCAAUGCGGUACGAGAUAGAAGAGUGGUUGCACGAGGCAGGGGUGGAUCUGGUGGCGAGCGGGCACGUGCAUGCAUACGAGCGCAGCUACCCUGUGUACGGGAUGAAGCGCAUGGAGAACGGGUGUGCCGCCGUGCAUGUGACAGUUGGGGAUGGUGGCAACAUUGAAGAGAUCGCCGGCCCUUUCCUUGAGCCGCAGCCGUCGUACAGCGCGUAUCGUGAGGAGUCGUUUGGGCAUGCUGAGCUGGUGUUUAACGACAAUCACACCGCCACCUACAGCUGGUACCGCAACCACCAGGGAUCGGGCGUGCUCGCGGAUUCCUUCACGCUUCUCAAUCGCGCCAACAGCUGCGGCGGCCUUCGCCGCCCAUCCUUCUGCUCCUCCUAG
This is a messenger RNA of Closterium sp. Naga37s-1, 6783 nucleotides long. Lineage: Eukaryota; Viridiplantae; Streptophyta; Zygnematophyceae; Desmidiales; Closteriaceae. The record is from the annotation of a GenBank genome assembly.